ACUUUUUACUUCCGGGUUACACGGUUUUAGCCGAGUUCAUUUAUCAAGCCGCCUUUUUGUUAACGCCAUUAGUUUAUCUAAGAAUAAAGAGAAGCCUUUUCAUCUGGAAACUUUACAACAGCUGCUGAGGUUGUUUUUUCUCUGUGACCACAAUGCAUGGACAAUGAUGAUGAAGCUUCAAACUAGAGAUGUGGAUGGGAAACUUCCUGCCAAAAGCUAACAGCAAUUACAAGUCACCCAUUGGCAACACGUUUCAGUUUUUCUCAUCACAUAAUCUAUCAUGUCAUUACCAAAGGAGUCAGGAAACCGAGGAAAAGAUCGAGAGAGAGGGGCUCGUCCCAAAGUGAGACAGAGCCGUUCUGAGGAGAGACGAGAUGCACGCAGUGGACGCAAAGGUGGAAAGGGGAAGAAAAAAGGCCAUGCUUCCUAUGAACCAGCAGCUGAGAGGCCUGUCAGUGAUGGCUUUCAGUAUGGUGAGCUGUUGAGUGACCUAGAGACCAGGGACCAAUCCUCCUCCUCUUCUUUGAAAGAGAGUUGGAGAUGGCAGGGUUUGGAAGCCACUGCCUCAUUACUAGGACAAGAACAGGUAACAGCCAGGCCUGGACUGGGAACAGUUUGCUCUGCUACAGAGAAACCUGGCGAAAGUGAGAGUAGAGGGUCAAGCAGCACACGCACUCCCUGGCAAAAAAUCCAAGAUGCAAUGGGACAGUGUUUCCCAAUAAAAACUCACAGUGCAGCCGCACCACCACCUUCUCCAUCUCCGUCUCCGUCUCCACCUCCACCUCCAGAGGCUCCUUCACCGUCAGCUGCCUGUGCAUCCUCGAGGCGCCUGAUCCACCUCAGUGAGUUGAUGUUGGAUGACUGCCCUUUCCCUGUAGGAUCGGAGCUGGCGCAGAAGUGGUACCUUAUUAAGCAACACACAGCACCCAUCACCCAGCCUCAUGUGCUUGAUUCCGAAGUCGUGUGCAGUGCGCCGACUUCGGCCAUGGCUGCUGUGGUGGAGGACGUAGAUGACAGGUUGCGAGAGCGCAGGCGCAUCAGCAUUGAACAAGGCGUCGAGCCACCACCCAACGCAGAGAUCCACACAUUUGAGGUGACGGCCCAAAUUAACCCUCUGUACAAGCACGGCCCCAAGCUGGCUCAUGGUAUGAGUGAGUUAGCCGGGGCCGAGAGAGCCUCCGUUCAUCAGCAGCAGCAGCUCCUUCUCCAAAGACAGCAGCAGCACCAGCUCCUUCUGCAGAGCUGUUUGGACACUCUGGAUGAGGUGGUUGCCUCCGCCUCUGCUUCAGCCCCCUCCCAGACCUGUGACCCUAUCCCUGACCCUCUGGUUGACCCAGAGGUGACAGCGACCAACGUGCCCUCCAAAGCCAUUCUUCCAUCGACCGAGGAUCACAAACAUCACGAUGGCUACCGCAUUCAUACUCAGAUUGAUUACAUCCACUGUUUAGUUCCAGACCUGCUUCAGAUCACGAACCUCCCGUGUUACUGGGGGGUGAUGGACCGCUACGAGGCAGAGACGUUGCUAGAGGGAAAGCCUGAAGGCACUUUUCUGCUACGUGACUCUGCCCAGGAGGGAUACCUGUUCUCUGUUAGCUUCCGCCGCUACGGCCGCUCACUCCAUGCACGCAUUGAACAGUGGAACCACAAUUUCAGCUUCGACGUGCAUGACCCGAGUGUCUUCCAUGCUCCCACCGUUACAGGGCUGCUGGAGCACUACAAGGACCCCAACUCCUGCAUGUUUUUCGAGCCCCUGCUGUCGAACCCCAUCCAUCGCACACAGCCCUUCACUCUGCAACAAAUCUGCAGAGCGGUCACCAGCAGCUGCACAACCUAUGAUGGCAUUAACAUGCUACCCAUUCCUAAUGCUUUGAAAAAGCACCUGAAAGAAUACCACUAUAAGCAGAGAGUACGUGUACGGCCAAUGGAUACCUGGUGGGAAUGAAGAAGAAUUAAAAUAAUGGACUAAAAGGACUAAAAGAAACUAGUAAAUACUCCCAAAACUGAACUGAACCAAGAGUUCUUCAUUCAGUCUGCCUGUAUUAACCUACACUGUUAACCUGCAAUAUACUUAUUUAUUUUAUUCCUGCUGUACAUGUCCUAACAAAUCUACUAAAUUACACUGAUGUUACUAUAUGUAAUCUCACUGAUCGUGUAGACGCAAAGUUCUUUAUGCUCAAAUUAAACAAAGUUAUUUAGAUCAGAACUACGCUCACACAUCCUCUGUGUUCUCAAGUGUGACUAAAUCAGCUUAAUUAUCUGACGAUGGGAAGCGUGUCCUAGUGUGAGUCGAGAUGAUUGUAAUAGAGGUGUUCAUCAGUCACGUGCUGAGAAGGGGGAAGACAUACUGACAAGGUUUUCUUCUUGUUUCUGAGGUGUGGGAGUGUAGAACAAUUGAAGUAAUAGUUAUUCUUUCCCACAAUUAACCCACCACUGAUUAAGGGGAGGAGAUUUUUUUUGGUGCAAUGCUCCCUCAUAUUUAUUUUUUAAAAGUAAAGGCUUGCACUAUAAGAGGUAUUAUUCACACAUUGAGGUAUGAUCUUAUGCUUGCAUAAGUCUUCUGUCAGGGUGCAAAUGUGUCAAAUUUCCCCAGCCACUCAUUAGAUUAGCAUUUGGAUGGUAAUGGUGCUCAUUGUGUGCCUUGUUUUCACGGGUGGUUCAAAUGCAGGGAAAGAUGCAGUAAAUGCAUUAUGAUCAGAUUUAACAUCAUUCAGUUGCUUUGUUUUUGGCUAAGAUUGAAACCAUCUCAGGUAUUUUGCCAGUGCCAGCGGUCUUCAUUAAUUUUGAAGUAAAGGAUCAAAUGUGACCCUACUGAACUUGUCAGCAGUAGGUGAUGCAGCUGUAUUUUCAGAAUACAAAUAAUGAAGCCCAGAUGACUUUGAAACCUUAUUUUGCUUAACAUCUUACUAUUGUGUUGUCCAAUUGUAAAUGUAGUCUCUCUAAGGUUAGAGCUUUGGUCUGGCUGUUUAUAAAUUGGCAUCUAAUUGUAAUGUAAAGACCUGAAUCCUUAAGAAAUAUCAUGUUGUUGCUUUACUUCCUGCUGUGCUUAAUUUUUUUAAAGAGGAUCGGGGGGUUGUCUACACACUAAUUUUCCAUUCCAAAUUACCAUAGUGAAUUAGCACUGAUUAAUCUUAAUUAACAAAAUGAAGGGUGUGAGGAAUUAUGGCUUUUGAGCUUUUUUUCUGAAGCUUGACAUGUCGGUUACGGAGACAAAAAUCUACAAGUUCCCGAAAGAGUAAUUAGUCUUAAGCAAAGACCUAAAGGCACAGAGGGAGCUAAAUAAUACAGUAUGAAGUCAAGGGACAUGUGCUUUCACGCAGUCACACAAAUGGACCGCAAUUUACAAUAUAGUAUUAUAUUGUGUUAUAUGUGAUUUGUUGAACAAAUAAAAUAUGCAUAUUAAUUAUAUUAAAAUACCUUGCAAUAAUUAUCUGUACAUUGCAGAUGGCCUUUCUGCAAUGUACAAAUAAAACACAACACAAUACAAAUUAAAAAGCAAUUAUUGCUCGACCGACUUGCAUUUGCCCGAUUCUUUUGGACUUAUUCAAGGAUUAAUUGCAUGAAUUACCUAUGGUUAGGAGUAAUUUACUGCUGUGUGGGAUUCACAUUUUGUUAUAAUGAAAACGCGAAAGAAAGACCACACUGCUAAUGGUCGUGUGCACUAAGUAAUAAUCACAAAAGACAACCAUGCCAGUGUUAAUGUGAAAGCAUGGAGAAUUGAUCCCAGAUCAUCUUUUGAACCCCUGAGAUGCUGUUUUCUCCUUGAGAUGGCCAAUUUGAUAUGCAGAAUGCAAAUCAUCCAUGACAAGCACUCUUCCACUAAUGAAGCAGCUAUAAUUUAAACGGCAGCAUUAAAGCCUUCAUUCAAAAUGCAAAGUCAGGACCUUUGACUUUUGUAUACCUAAUUAAGUCAUCACAAAAACUAAACUAUAAAAUCAGAGUUACUGUGUUGGAAGACAUUUGACCCAUCAUGCAUACACAAGUGUGUGCUCUGAACCCUGUAGACAAGCCAUUUUAGAUCCUUGACAGCUCAAGGCUUAUGUCUUGUAUUUCUAGCACACUACAAUGCUCUGCAAUCACACAUACCUGGCAGAUGGGAUCCAAUAAUAAACAUUUCUAGACUUUUAACACUUCA
Messenger RNA from Trematomus bernacchii (emerald rockcod), 4132 nucleotides. It is a transcript of the gene socs9, whose product is annotated as suppressor of cytokine signaling 9. Gene Ontology annotation, molecular function: 1-phosphatidylinositol-3-kinase regulator activity. The transcript is spliced from 2 exons. The record is from RefSeq and is a predicted model, not a curated record. NCBI's taxonomy places the organism in Eukaryota, Metazoa, Chordata, Actinopteri, Perciformes, Nototheniidae. Gene Ontology annotation, biological process: intracellular signal transduction; phosphatidylinositol phosphate biosynthetic process. Gene Ontology annotation, cellular component: phosphatidylinositol 3-kinase complex. The coding region runs from base 281 to 1942 and encodes 553 amino acids.